This is a messenger RNA of Chaetura pelagica (chimney swift), 2002 nucleotides long. RefSeq names its product bora, aurora kinase A activator (gene BORA). NCBI's taxonomy places the organism in Eukaryota, Metazoa, Chordata, Aves, Apodiformes, Apodidae. Gene Ontology annotation, biological process: activation of protein kinase activity; regulation of mitotic nuclear division; regulation of mitotic spindle organization. Gene Ontology annotation, cellular component: nucleus; cytoplasm. Gene Ontology annotation, molecular function: protein kinase binding. The transcript has 13 exons. The record is from RefSeq and is a predicted model, not a curated record.
AUGUCAGAUAGCAGGAAACAAAACCUUCUAAGAGAAAUAAUAGUCUCAAAGCCCACACAGAAGGUUCUGCGGCUGCCCGGGGUGGGGAGCGGCGGUUUCUUAAUUUUUCCUCUCUCUCUCUUCCAGGUGUAGCAUACUGAUAUGGGUGACACAAAAGAAGCUAAAAUGCAGAUAACACCAGAAACUCCAGGAAGAGUCCCAGUCCUGAAUCCCUUUGAAAGUCCAAGUGAUUAUUAUACUCUUCAGGAGCAGAUUGUCUCCAGUCCUUCAAUCUUUAAAGCAACAAAAUCCUCAUCUACACCAGGAAAAUUUAGAUGGUCUAUUGAUCAGCUUGCUCUAAUAAAUCCUGUGGAAAUUGACUCUGAAGAUGUUCGACGCCAAGCAAUGUAUUUGAGUCAUGCUAGAAUUGAUAAAGAGACAGAAGACAGAAGGCAAAAAGCCAUUGAGGAGUUUUUCACAAAAAGUCUUAUAGUUCCUUCUCCUUGGAUUCAACAUGAAGGCAAGCAAAUGUCUCAGUUUAAUUCAACUAAAUCCAUAGAUCUAAAUAGCAUUUCUCCAAUUGGAAGACAGCUGACUUUGCAGCCUGGGAAAAGCAAUGCUUCUUGUCAGACAGUACUGUCUUUGCCAGUGGAUUUUAAUCUAGAGAAAAUACUGGGUGAAUAUUUUAGAACUGAUGAAUUUGCAGAUCAGUCCCCAGAAAAUCUGAGCUCUUCAUCACUCAGAAGAAAACUGUUUUUAGAAGAGAAUGGAAGUGUAUCAGAGUGUUUAUCCCCUUCUUUGCGUAGUCCAUGUGGUAGUCAGCAACUUGGAGUGCUUUGUUCAAUUGACAUAUCUCCAGUCCGGUGCAGAAGCCCUCUGGAAACAUCUAGUUCUGGUCAGUUUUCAUCAAGCCCUAUUCAGGGAGGUACAAGGACUUAUAGUCUGGGAAGUAUAACCAGUCCCCCGUUUCCAGAGGGAUCUCCUGCACAUAAUGGUUCUCCUACUUUUUCACCAAUUGCUUUUCACAUAAGACAGACACCUCUGUCAGACCAAAGACAAUUUACAUUUCGUUCUCCAGAUAUUCCUUCUUCCUCAAAUAGAAUGACACCCUCAAAUACAAGAAGUCCUUAUAUAGAUGGUUGCUCUCCAAUUAAAAAUUGUUCACCCAUGAGGCUUGGAGCAUGUCGAGGAACUGCACAGUAUCAGACUUCUGUCAUCAGAAUACCAGUUGCAGUUGAGAAUCACAGUGAGGAUGAGGAAGACAAGGAAAAUGCUUCUCCAGCAGAAGCUCUGUUCCCAGAAAUGGAUAAGGGAAUAAACGUACGUCAGCAAGACAGUGAUACUUUUGCACAUGGUACACAUCUCGUUGUAGCAACUGUGUCUAUUGCACCAGAUCACACAGAAACUUGUCAUCAAAGGUUGUCAUCAUUUCAGGCUAUAGAAGGCUCAAAGGAAAAUAAUACUGUAGAUAUGGCUGAUGCAGCUGAAGUGUCAGAGGAGAACACUUGGAUAAAAGAAACAGUUGGCAACAGCAAUGCACCAAUGACCAGUUUUAUGACAGGGAUUACUUUCAGCAUUGAAAACUCUCGCAUGUGCAUGUCACCUCUUGCAGAAAGCAGUGCACUUCCUUGUGACAGCAGUAGUAUUCAGGUGGACAGUGGUUAUAAUACACAGACAUGUGGAAGCAGCAUUAUGGAUUCUGCGGGGGCUGAAAACAGUUGCAGAGAAAAUGAUAUGAACACUAAUGUGUUUCAGAAUAAAUCUCAGCUUCUAAGAACAAAGGAGUGUUCUGUUUUAAACCAUAAGGACCAUCAGUUGCUGAGAGCAAAAUCUCCAGAGAAGCAAUCCUGUUUCCAAAAAGCAAAAAUACAUAGUACAGUAUUUGGUCAAAAUGCAACUUGCAACAUUUCUGCCUGGAAACAUAAAAAUGAAAAUCAAGUUCAGGGAUUUCACAAAAAUGGUAUGUAGUUUUCUGAUGGAGAACUUCAGUUGUGUUAGCAAAUAAAUUUACAUAUAUAUGACC